AUGACGCAAGGGCAACAGAGAGUCUUCAUACUAGGUUUUGGUUCUAUCGGUGUGCUUUUGGCAUCUCACCUGCAGCGAAAUGCUCAAUUUUCGGUUGUCCCGCUAUUGAGAUCAGAGAAAAGAUUAUCAGAUUUUGAAAAGCUGGGAAGAACUGCUAGCAUCAAGUCACUCUUUCAAACAGGACAGCCAACUGAUGAGUUUGAGUUUGCAGGAGCAACAUGUCCUGAACAUUUUCCUAAAGACUGGAAAAUUGACAAUUUGAUUAUCACCACCAAAACGUAUCAAACAAAAGAAGCUUUGGCGCCCUACAUGAAUUUCAUUCACCCACAAACCAACGUUAUGCUGGUGCAAAAUGGUCUGGGUGUUUUCGAAGUGCUCAAUGACGAGAUCUUCGUGGACUUUAAACCUAACCUAUUCCAGGGCGUAAUUUCGCAUGGUAUCUUCCAAACCUCUGGUUUUUCGUUUAGUCACGCUGGGUUCGGAGAUCUGAAGAUUUCUAGGCUACCCAGUGGUGACUCGAAUGGUAUUGUACAGUCCAAUACUUUUAUUAGGGAAGAUGCGACAAACAACUUCUUGCUACAAGUCUUGGCGCAACCAGAUUUCGUUAAGGGAUUGAACGCCGUUCAUAUGACGUACCAAGAGCUGCUUUUGGGACAAUUAGAGAAAUAUCUGGUCAAUGCUUGCAUCAAUCCGAUAACCUCGAUUGUGAACUGUAUCAACGGAGAAUUGAAAGAUAUUGCACGCCCAAUUUUUGACUCUAUCAUAGCAGAGGUUCUGGAGGUCUUCAAAAUUGCUUACAAGCCCUUGUUCGAUUACAAGCCUAAAGAUGCAGACUAUCCAAGUCUCGACGUUGCCGGAAUCCUCGGCCGCGAAAGGCUGUUGAACUUUGUUCUGAAGAUCGGUUGCGACAUAAACCGCAACAACAGCUCGUCGAUGAGACAAGACGUUGUUAACUUACGGGAAACGGAAGUGGCAUAUAUCAAUGGGUAUAUUGAGAAGCUCUGUAAACAGCUGGGGCUGGGUCCCGAGUACUAUAAAACCAAUCAAACCAUUGAGACACUGGUGAAUUUGAGAUUGGGGCUCAACAGGCACCGCGCGGGCCACGAGAAUGAUACAAAAUGA
Messenger RNA from Lachancea sp. 'fantastica', 1122 nucleotides. Lineage: Eukaryota; Fungi; Ascomycota; Saccharomycetes; Saccharomycetales; Saccharomycetaceae. The record is from the annotation of a GenBank genome assembly.